Amborella trichopoda is the source of this 2113-nucleotide messenger RNA. Its product is annotated as IQ domain-containing protein IQM3. NCBI's taxonomy places the organism in Eukaryota, Viridiplantae, Streptophyta, Magnoliopsida, Amborellales, Amborellaceae. The record is from RefSeq and is a predicted model, not a curated record.
UUGACUGUUUCUUUAUCCGUCGGCCUUGUCUGAGUUUCUCUCUCUAGAACGAGUGAGAGUUACCUCUCCCUUUCUCUCUCUAAAACAGGGUUGAUCGAGCUCCAAUACAGGGGCCCUUGGGGCCCACAUUUUCUCUCUCUAAAACUCUCUCUCUCUCUAAACCACCAUAAAAAUCUGUGUUGUCCAUUUCUCUCUCUAAACAACAGGGUAGGUUCACCUCCUCCUCCGGCUCUGCAAAACAGGAAAAGGACUGAGCUGCCCCUUCGCCUCUGUAAUACAGGACGAGCUUUCUCUCUCUAGAACCACUGUUUCUCUCUCUAAAACAGGUGUUAAUGGAGGUCGGCACUGUUACGCUUCCUGCUCCACAUGAUCUCCACUUGGGGUGCUCGCAAUUUACCCUAAAGUCUCCAGCAGCUGAGGUCUCUGAAACAAUGGAGCAGGGCUCAGGGGAGAAAACCAAUGAAGCAGCUGUGAAGUUGCAGAAGGUGUAUAAGAGCUAUCGAACAAGGCGUAGGCUUGCUGACUCUGCUGUUGUGGCCGAAGAGCUCUGGUGGCAAGCGAUCGACUUUGCUCGCCUAAAUUACAGUACUGUUUCCUUCUUCAAUUUCAAUAAACAUGAAACUGCUGUUUCUCGCUGGUCACGGGUCAGUCUCAAUGCUUCUAAGGUGGGAAAGGGAUUAUCCGAAGACGAAAAAGCCCUGCAAUUGGCUUUCUGGCACUGGAUCGAGGCUAUUGAUCCUCGCCAUCGUUAUGGACAUAGCUUGCAUUAUUAUUAUGAUGAAUGGUGUAAAAGCAACUCAGGCCAGCCAUUUUUCUUCUGGCUGGAUAUUGGGGAUGGCCAAGAUGUUGACCUUCAAGAGUGCCCGAGAUCAAAGCUCAGAAAACAUUGUAUCAAAUACCUCGGUCCUAAAGAGAGGAUGCAUUAUGAGUAUGUUCCCGUUGAUGGUAAAAUCGUGCACAAGCAAACAGGGGAGCUUUUGGAUACAAGCAAAGAACCUGAAGAAGUCAAAUGGAUAUUUGUGAUGAGCACAUCUAAAAGUAUCUAUGCUGGUCGGAAAGAGAAGGGGAAAUUUCAUCACUCGAGCUUCUUAGCAGGAGGCACUACGCUAGCAGCUGGAAGAAUUAAGACUGAGAAUGGCGUCCUUAAGUACAUCUGUGAUUGUAGCGGGCACUACCUUCCAUCUGAUAAGAACCUCAAUGUCUUUAUAACAUUUCUCAGAGAAAAUGGAGUCAACCCAGAUGAAAUUGAGAUACACGAUUGCUCAUCCACAGACGAAGAAAGCCAGGAAGAGAGCGGCAGGGCUACAAAGAAGAAGAUCAAACGUGAUAAGACACGUCUUGAUGAGACAGAAACCGAAGCACCACCAGAUCAGACUGUCGUUCUUCAAUCCGAAACAUCAAAAGUUGACAAAGAGAGAGAAAGUCACUAUAUUUCAGGAUGCCUCCUAAACCUCGAUCUCGAGGUUGCAUCAGCUCCCGAAGAGACCCAAUCCGUGGUUUCUGAUGAGAGAGGAACCGAAGGGUUCAAACCCAUAGCUCAACUCGAGGGCCAUGAGAGUGAAACCCAAAUAUCUAAAGCCCAAGCCCAACCACCACCUGAUCUAACACUAGUCAUUCAACCCGAAACACCAAGAAUCGGGGAAGCGAGAGAAAACUCCUAUAAAAGAACCCUAUCAGGAGGCCUCCAAAGCCCUAAGCCAGAUGUUCCACAGAAGGCAAUACUUCAAAGGAUCAAUUCAAAGAAAGCAGCAAGAUCUUAUCAGCUUGGAAACCAGCUUUCAUUGAAAUGGACCACAGGGCUUGGUCCUAGAAUAGGGUGUGUUGCGGACUAUCCUUUGGAGUUGAGAAUCCAGGCUUUAGAAUAUGUUUCUCUCUCCCCGAAAGGAUCCCAAACACCAUCUCCUUCUCGCUCUACGGUUUCUUGCUCUUCACCUCUAGGUUCUGUGGCACACUCAUGUGGUCAAUACAACAAUUAGUUUCUAGAUAUGCUGCCAACGUUGUAAUAUCACUACUACAUUUCUGGUUUCUCUUAUUAAUCUUUGAACCCUUGUUGAGAAAUGAUGUGGAUUUGGUCCCAAUUGCAUUCACAGGCAUUUUUUAGUUGGUUCUUUUA